GCUUUGGCCUACUACCGUUGCCUGUGGCGGCGAUGGAGGAAGCGCAGGAGCCGGCAAAAGGAGACGCCGCCGAGCGGAUUUCGGCUGCCGCCCCGCCGGCUGAGGAAGGGGGAAUCUCGCUGCACAAUUUCCACGGCCGUUUAGCGGAGCAGCUGGUGCACUUCCACGCCAUGCGCCUGCAGGACUCGCUCUUCCUUUGGGUCGGGGACGGCCCCCAGCUCAGCAACCUGGCCGUGGCCAUGUGCACCCCCCGCGACUCCAUUCCAGCAUCUACCUUGCUUUUUGGCAAUGCUUCUGACAAUACAUCUAAUUCUUUAGCUCAAAGACUAGCCAGCAAGACUAAAAAACAGAUUUUUGUCAGUUAUAACAUUCAAAAUACUGACAGUGGCUUCAUACUACUUGUAGAAAAUCGUAUCAAGGAAGAAAUGGCAACUUUCCCAGACAAAUUUUAGUUCCGGAUAGUCACAUUUUUUUGUUUAUAUAUUUUUUUCCCAAAGAUUUUUUUAAAAAAAAUGUCACUGAGUUAUAUAUUUGGGAUGGCAAAAUGCAUUCAGUUUAAUUGAGUUUCUUUUUGAGCUAAUGAAUGAAUCUACAUAUAUAAUGAAAAGGAAAGAAGUAUUCGGCUCUUCAGAAAUUCCUGUUGGGAGAAUAUAGAACUGGAAUAAAUGCUACAACAUUUGACAGAUAUUGCCACCUGCUGUUUUUGCUUGACACAACAUAGAUCUGUUUUGAAUUUUCCAAUCAUAUGUGAUCUAGUUCUGUGGCAUUCGAUCAAAGAUAAAAUAAAUCUGUUCAGUGAAAAGUAUCAGAUUUGAAAUGGAUUCAUUGCAGAAUAUAUGCCUAGCAAACAAAGUCAAGGGAAAAAGACUUAAAACUUAAUAAGUCUAGUCUUAUCAGCUUCCCUAGCAAUUAGAUUGACUACUUUCCCAUUACGUGAGCACCAGUGGUGAGCAGGUUUACAUCUUUUUCAAGAAAGGGAGAAGCAUCUAGAACAUCUCUGAGAUGAGGCAGAAAAGGAGUCACAGCUUCUUCUCAGAAAAAAUGGAUUGCAAUGUAUAAAGUAAAAUAGCCAGAUGUCGAUUGCAUUACAAAGAAAACCACUUGUGCUAUCAAAUUAAAAUAAACCAAAAUGUAAUAUUUACU
Molecule: messenger RNA, 1143 nt
Organism: Pseudonaja textilis
Lineage: Eukaryota; Metazoa; Chordata; Lepidosauria; Squamata; Elapidae
Gene: PSMG4
Product: proteasome assembly chaperone 4
Biological process (GO): proteasome assembly
Source: RefSeq, a predicted model, not a curated record